AUCGUACUGCUGAAUCCAUGAACUCGACAAUCCCCACUGAUGCCUGGACAGCCAGGAACACUUCGGUCGAAAUGAAAAGACAUAGGGGGGCUAGUAUGAAAACAUUUGUGGCGUAAUUGCAGGAAGCAAUCAGAGCUUCAGAGACGUUUCGUUUUAUUUUUAAAUAAACCAUGCAAGACGAAAAGCUCUGUCAAUGGCGAGAAGACGUUGAAGAGUAGCAAUCAUAACUGCACAUGGUGGGAGCAUGCUGGAUGUUGGGAAGUGGCCAGUAUUUGCGCUCGUGCCUCCGAACGAGCUGAGGCUGAUCCGGCAGGCCUGCGUCUUCGGCAGCUCGGGGAAUGAGGCCAUCUACGUCACAGUCAACGAUGAGGUCUUCGCUCUGGGCACUAACUGUAGCGGCUGCCUGGGACUGGGGGACGUUCAGAGCACCAUCGAGCCGCGCAGGGUGGACGUCCUCUGUGGGAAGAAGAUCGUGUCGCUGAGCUACGGCACGGCGCCGCACGUGGUCAUCGCCACCGCGGAUGGAGAGGUGUACGCCUGGGGCCACAACGGCUACAGUCAGCUGGGGAACGGCACCACCAACCACGGCAUGAUCCCCGCCCACGUGUCCACCAACCUGCUCAACAAGAAGGUGGUGGAGGUGGCCUGUGGUUCCCAUCACACCAUCGCCCGCACCUUGGAUGGAGAGGUGUACGCGUGGGGGUACAACAACUCGGGACAGGUGGGCUCCGGCUCCACCGCCAACCAGCCCACGCCGCGGCGGGUGAGCAGCUGCCUGCAGAGCAAGGUGGUGGUGAACAUCGCCUGCGGCCAGCUCUGCUCCAUGGCCGUGCUGGACAGCGGGGAGACCUACGGCUGGGGCUACAACUGCAACGGCCAGCUGGGCCUGGGCAACAACGGGAACCAGCACACGCCUUGCCGCAUCGCCGCCCUGCAGGGCAUCAACAUAGUGCAGAUAGCCUGCGGCUACGCCCACACUCUGGCCCUGACGGAGGACGGGUUGGUCUACGCCUGGGGCGCCAACUCCUACGGGCAACUGGGCACGGGCAACAGGAGCAACCAGGCUGUGCCCGUGCUGGUGAACCUGGAAAAGGAGAGGCUGGUGGAGGUGGCAGCCUGCCACAGCACCCACACGUCGGCGGCUAAGACGCAGGCGGGGCAGGUGCUGAUGUGGGGCCAGUGCAGGGGCCAGGCGGUGGCCAGCCCCCACCUCACGCACUGCUCCAGCACUGACGACGUCUUCGCCUGCUUCGCCACGCCCGCCGUCACCUGGCACCUCCUCUCUGUGGACGGAGAUGAUUACCUCACGGUGGCGCAGUCGCUGAAGAAGGAGUUCGACUGCCCGGAGAUCUCAGACCUGAAGUUCCUGGUGGACGGAAAGCCCAUCCACGUCCACAAGGCCCUGCUGAAGAUCAGGUGCGAGCACUUCAGAACCCUGCUCAACGAGUCGGACGAGGACUCCAUCGAGAUCCAGCAGUUCUCCUACCUGGUGUACCGCGCCUUCCUGGAGUACCUGUACACAGACACCAUUAACCUGCCCCCGGAGGACGCUGUGGGACUGCUGGAUCUGGCAACCUUCUACAGGGAGAACAGGCUGAAACGGCUGUGCCAGGACACCAUAAAGAGGGGGAUCUCCGAGGAGAACGCCAUCACCCUGCUCUCCGCUGCCGUCAAAUACGAGGCCCAGGACCUGGAGGAUUUCUGCUUCAAGUUCAGCGUCAACCACCUGACAGCCGUGACCCAAUCGCAGGCGUUUGCGGCCAUGGACCACAACCUGCUCAAGAACUUCAUCAGCAAAGCCAGCCGAUACGGAGCCUUCAAGAACUAAGCAGAACCCAGGACCCAGAGAGGGAGAGGGGGAGGAGGGACUGGGCCGGCUGCCUGGGACCUAGAGAGGGGGGCGGAGAAAAAGGGGAUCCAGGGAGGGGGCGGGGCAAUGGGGACUCAGAGAGGGGGCAAGGGAAAGGGGGCAAUCGGGAUGCGCAGAGAAUCCGCUGACAGGGCAUUAGAACUAACCUGAGCCAGAUGAAAGGCCCCAGAAGACUGAUUGGGGAGGAGCCAUCUCCACUAACUGGAAAUGAUUAAGCUCUACCUGAAACAGGUGCACAUACUACAUGCACACACACACACACACACACACACACACAAAGACAGAGAUAAGGUAGCAUAUGAAAAAGCCUGUAGCAGUGAAUUAAUCAUUAAGUGGACCUGACCAUGUGAGAGACAAAGCUACAGCUUCUCUCUGGUCUAAAACAAACUGCACUUCUCUGGGUAGUCUGAUCUCAUUCAGGAAUCUGGCUGAUCUAUAUCAUCUGAAGUCACACAAAACAUGAGCUUUCCUGCCCAGGCUGAGGGGUACCUGUGUGGCAGUGAGCCUUAGAGUGAGGCCAGGGGUACCUGUGUGGCAGUGGGACUUAGAGUGAGGCCAGGGGUACCUGUGUGGCAGCGGGCCUUAGAGUGAGGCCAGGGGUACCUGUGUGGCUGUGAACCUUAGAGUGAGGCCAGGGGUGCCUGUGUGGCAGUGGGACUUAGAGUGAGGCCAGGGGUGCCUGUGUGGCAGUGAACCAGUGAGGCAGGUCUCAGAUUACACUUUACAGACUCUGAUCUGAGCUGAAAGAAAGACUCUUACUUACAGGUGAUGUUACGAACAUCACCAAUAUGACAGUUACUGGGAUUCACAUCUGAUAUAUCAAAACAGCAAGGUGUGUGUAGAAAAGGGUCAAGAUGAAUUAUGCAAAUUAGGACUUUUUUCCAUUUAAGACUUUUUUUAAAGACUAGUUUUUAGUUUUAGUAUUUAGUUGGAAAUGAGCUCCGUGAAGAGAUGUAAAAGUACUAAGGAACAAAAAAACACGUCGAUAUUAGAGAAGAUGCUGAAUUGUGAUAUUGAAACAUAGGCAAAUAUUAUUUUUGAGGGGUUUUUUUUGUUGUUUUUUUAUUGCCAUGAUAGUUAUAUCUGAUAUCAUUGCUAUUUACAGUGUAUAUUUCAAAAGGUCAAAGGGAUUUUCAUCCAGUGUGCGGAUUCCAUAGAGUCCUGUCUCUUUUUACAUUGUAUUGUUAUGUCUUUGUCUUUUUUUAUAUAUAUAUAUAUAUUGUGGACAGAGCUGCCCUGUGAACUUCCUCUUUCGGAUUAGCAGCUGAACGGUUAACAGUCGAUCCGCCGGCGCGGCUCUUGUUGACAGAGAGCGGGGAUCUGACGUAGCGUGCAUCGGUGGCUGAUAGGCCAUUAAUCAUUAACACGCACCCAGCAGCUGUCCGCCGUUCGCCUCUCCGAGGCGGAGCAGCGUUUCCAGGGUUACCGCGGGGUAUCUCCGGGUGACCGCCGGAGCCUCCGCCUCCGCACCCGCGAGAACGCUUCACCUGGGAGCCCGUCCACCCCGUCUCUCGGCAACAGGUCAACACGCGCCCGGCGGCGACGGCGCGGUGCCACGAUCUCUCGCGUCAACGCUGUGCGAUGCGCCUUUUCCCCAGGGCGUUACACGCUAGCGACUGCGUACAGCAGCGAGGCCAUCCCUGCCAUUUCGGUUCUGUCAGAUUCAGGAAAUGAACUGAACUUCCGGUUCAUCGACUGAAAAUGAAGUUCAAUGACUUGACUGAAUGUAAAUGUAAUUGACCUGGUCAUGUAUGACAAACGGAACCAUGGGACGCCUAGUUGAGCAGUUAUUUUGGUUGUGAAAGACCACUGUACAUCUUUACCAUAUGUUCAGCAUAAGGGAGUGCUCUACUAGCAGGCCUGUUCAUCAGUCAGUAGAGGAUGUGCUGCUAGUUUCAAGAAUGCAGGUCAAGGUGUCACAUGAGCAUGUUCAAAAUGACGAAUAAACGAAAUAUAACAAAG
Molecule: messenger RNA, 3832 nt
Organism: Anguilla rostrata (American eel)
Lineage: Eukaryota; Metazoa; Chordata; Actinopteri; Anguilliformes; Anguillidae
Gene: rcbtb2
Product: regulator of chromosome condensation (RCC1) and BTB (POZ) domain containing protein 2
Exons: 12
Coding region: 245-1828 (527 amino acids)
Molecular function (GO): protein binding
Source: RefSeq, a predicted model, not a curated record